Miniopterus natalensis is the source of this 1972-nucleotide messenger RNA. RefSeq names its product CDK5 regulatory subunit associated protein 3 (gene CDK5RAP3). Gene Ontology annotation, cellular component: endomembrane system. Lineage: Eukaryota; Metazoa; Chordata; Mammalia; Chiroptera; Miniopteridae. Gene Ontology annotation, biological process: regulation of mitotic cell cycle. The record is from RefSeq and is a predicted model, not a curated record.
AUUCGGAGCCCCGGGGUGGGUGGGGCUUGCUGCCAGGGGUGGAGCGAGCGCCCCGAUUGGCUCUGAGGAAAGCGGCGACGUGGCCGGAGGAGGCCGGUUGGGGCCUAAAUUGAAGCUCCGCCACCCGGGCUCUGGAUUGGUGGUAGGCGGGGCGGGCUGCGUCGGCGGCCGGAAGCAGAAGUGGAGGAAAGAUGCAGGAUCAUCAGCACGUGCCCAUCGACAUCCAGACCAGCAAGCUGCUCGACUGGCUGGUGGACAGAAGGCACUGCAACCUGAAAUGGCAGAGUCUGGUGUUGACGAUCCGAGAGAAGAUCAAUGCUGCUAUCCAGGACAUGCCAGAAAGUGAAGAGAUUGCCCAGCUGCUCUCUGGAUCCUACAUUCACUACUUCCACUGCCUAAGAAUUGUGGACCUUCUCAAAGGCACGGAAGCUUCCACAAAAAAUAUUUUUGGCCGGUACUCUUCACAGCGAAUGAAGGAUUGGCAGGAGAUCGUAGCACUGUAUGAGAAGGACAACAGCUACCUAGUGGAACUCUCUAGCCUCCUCGUUCGGAACGUCACCUAUGAGAUCCCCUCGCUGAAGAAGCAGAUCGCCAAGUGCCAGCAGCUGCAGCAAGAAUAUAGCCGCAAGGAGGAGGAGGGCCAUGCGGGGGCUGCCGAGAAGAGGGAGCAGUUCUACCACUCGUGCAAGCAGUAUGGCAUCACGGGAGACAAUGUCCGAAGAGAACUGCUGGCCCUGGUGAAGGAGCUGCCGGGUCAGCUGGCGGAGAUUGGAGCUGGGGCUCAGUCCCUGGGGGAAGCCAUUGACCUGUACCAGGCCUGUGUAGGGUUCGUGUGUGAAAGCCCCGAAGAGCAGGUGUUGCCCAUGCUGCGAUUUGUGCAGAAGCGGGGCAACUCCACGGUGUACGAGUGGAGGACGGGAGCAGAGCCCUCCGUGGUGGAGCGGCCGCACCUCGAGGAGCCUCCUGAGCAGGUGGAGGAAGACGCGAUUGACUGGGGCGACUUUGGAGUGGAGGUGGCUUCUGAAGGGACUGACUCUGGCAUCUCUGCCCAGGCUGCUGGAAUUGACUGGGGCAUCUCCCUGGAAUCGGAUUCAAAGGAAACUGGAGGUGAUGGGAUAGACUGGGGAGAUGAUGCUGCUGCUUUGCAGAUCACAGUGGUGGAAGCUGGAACCGAGGCUCCGGAAGGUGUUGCUAGGGGCUCAGAUGCCCUGACACUUCUUGAAUAUCCUGACACCCGGAAUCAGUUCAUUGAUGAGCUCAUGGAGCUCGAGAUCUUCUUGUCCCAGAGAGCGGUGGAGAUGAGUGAGGAGGCAGACAUCCUGUCUGUGAGCCAGUUCCAGCUGGCUCCAGCCAUCCUGCAGGGCCAGACCAAAGAGAAGAUGCUUACCAUGGUGUCGGUGCUGCAGGACUUGAUUGGCCGGCUCACCAGUCUUCGAAUGCAACACCUGUUUAUGAUCCUGGCCUCACCAAGGUACGUGGACAGAGUGACCGAGUUCCUCCAGCAAAAGCUGAAGCAGUCCCAGCUGCUGGCUCUGAAGAAAGAGUUGAUGGUGCAGAAGCAGGAGGAAGCACUUCAGGAGCAGGCAGCUCUGGAGCCCAAGCUGGACCUGCUGCUAGAGAAGACCAAGGAGCUGCAGAAGCUGAUUGAAGCUGACAUAUCCAAGAGGUACAACGGGCGCCCUGUGAACCUGAUGGGAACCUCUCUGUGACGCCCUCCACACUCUUCCUGCCCGUCUUCUCAGCCUCAGGAUGGAGGUGGGACAGCCAGGACUGAUGUUGUGGGGCCUUUCCCGGCAAGAGCCAGGCCACCUGGAGGAUGGAAAGCCAUGUGGUCACCCAGAUGGUGACCUUGGCACUCACUGUUUACGCUGCAGGAAGCUGUCUUGAUUAGCCUGUGGCCUGUCAGCUGGAAGCCAUAGCUUCUCCUUCUCGUUAAUCUAGUUGGACUUAAUAAAAGAGGAAGAGACUCUGG